CAGGGAGUAGUGGGAAGUGGAAAUUUACAGUCUGCCGCGUUGGUACCUGAGUCGUCUGUCACAGCUAGGCUGCGUCCAAUCUCCACUUUGGAUUUAAUUGUCUUUAGAAAAGGGGCGGGCCCUGCUGUCAGCUUCACUUCUUGUGACCGGUGUCGCAUAAAGGCAUUCAGUACAGAGGAAUGGUAACAGCAGAGGGAGAGGAACUCUAUACAUAGUUGCAGCCAUGAAGGAAAUCAUGGCACAAAAAGAGAAGCUUCAAUGUUUAAAAGACUUUCACAAGGACACCCUUAAACCUUCACCGGGGAAGAGCCCGGGCACGCGGGCCGAGGAUGAGGCUGAAGGCAAGGCGCCUCAGAGGGAGAAGUGGGACAGUAAGCUCGACUUUGUCCUGUCCGUGGCCGGAGGCUUUGUUGGAUUAGGAAACGUCUGGCGCUUUCCUUACCUUUGUUAUAAAAAUGGUGGAGGAGCGUUUCUCAUCCCUUACACCAUCUUCCUGUUUGGGGGCGGCCUGCCUGUGUUCUUCCUGGAGGUUGCUUUGGGCCAGUACACGUCUGAAGGAGGGAUCACCUGCUGGGCCAAGCUCUGCCCCAUCUUCACUGGUAUUGGCUAUGCCUCUGUCGUGAUUGUAUCUCUACUGAACAUCUACUACAUCGUGAUCUUGGCCUGGGGACUGUACUACCUGUUUCACAGCUUUCAGCCGGAGCUCCCCUGGGCGAAAUGCAAGCAGCCCUGGAACACAGAAUUCUGUGUGGAGGACACAGUCCGCAAGAACAAGACCUUUUGGCUAGCAGCCAACAUUACCAACUUUACCUCCCCCGUCACUGAGUUCUGGGAGCGCAACGUCCUGAGCAUCUCCUCUGGGAUUGAGGACAUCGGGGCCGUGAAGUGGGACCUGGCCCUGUGUCUCCUAGCAGUGUGGGUUAUCUGCUUCUUCUGCAUCUGGAAGGGAGUCAGGUCCACUGGGAAAGUGGUGUACAUAACCGCAACUUUCCCAUUCGUGAUGCUGAUUGUGUUGUUGGUGCGUGGAGUAACCUUGCCUGGGGCAUCUGAAGGGAUCAAAUUCUACCUUUACCCUAACCUGACCCGCCUACAAGACCCAGAGGUGUGGAUUGAUGCGGGAACCCAGAUAUUCUUCUCCUACGCCAUUUGCCUGGGAGCCAUGACGUCCCUGGGGAGCUACAACAAAUACAAAUACAACUGCUACAGGGACUGUUUGCUGCUGGGAGGCCUCAACAGCGGUACCAGUUUUGUGUCUGGCUUCGCAAUAUUUUCCGUCCUGGGCUUCAUGGCACAAGAACAAGGGGUGGACAUUGCCGAUGUGGCAGAGUCAGGUCCUGGUCUGGCCUUUAUCGCCUACCCUAAAGCUGUGUCCAUGAUGCCGAUGCCAACCCUCUGGGCCGUGCUCUUCUUUGUCAUGCUGUUGCUUCUGGGCCUCGACAGUCAGUUUGUUGAAGUAGAAGGACAGAUCACCUCCAUUGUGGAUCUAUAUCCAGCAGUCCUCAGGAAGGGUUACCGACGGGAGAUGUUUAUAGCUGCGAUGUGUUUGAUGAGCUAUCUUCUUGGACUCGCCAUGGUAACAAAAGGUGGCAUGUAUGUGUUUCAACUCUUUGACUACUAUGCAGCCAGUGGUGUGUGCCUUUUGUGGGUUGCAUUCUUCGAAUGCAUUGCUGUCGCCUGGGUUUAUGGAGUCGAUAAUUUCUACGAUGCAAUUGAAGAUAUGAUUGGCUACAGACCAAACUCAUGGAUGAAAUGGAGCUGGUCUUAUAUCACACCUGUCCUCUGCAUGGGCUGUUUUAUCUUCUCCCUGGUGAAGUAUAAGCCCUUGACCUAUAACAAGGUGUACGAGUACCCUGACUGGGCCAUCGGUAUUGGCUGGGUUUUGGCCCUGUCCUCCAUGAUCUGCAUCCCUAUGGUGAUGGUCAUCAAGAUCUUAAAUUCUGAGGGAUCCCUGAUCGAGAGGAUCAAAGCAGCAGCGGCCCCGGCAAAGUCAGGCGUGAGUUCUCGCCCGAAAGAGUACAACGUGAAGGGCAGCGAGCUGACACAGCCCCUGGACGCAAACGGGACCAAUGGCUUGAACAAGCCCACCCACACCAUUGUAGAAACAAUGAUGUGAGCGCUCUCUGUGAGAGGAAUAAGAUUGAUGUGCUUUCUGUGUUAUUAUCAUAUUUGCUAACUUUGAUAAUGGUAGGUUUACAUCAUCCAAUAUAUUCACGUUAGAGAUACUCUGAUUUGAUUUUUAUGAAGAAAGUUAUAUAUUAUUGUUAUGGGUUUUUUUUUCUCAUGUAAUUUUUUUUACUAUAUCAAUAUUGUUGAUGUUAUAAUUGUUGUUGCUGUAGCUGGCACUGAUCUCAGUUUAGGCAGUAUUUUGAGAUAGAAAAUGUUCAAUGUUUACUACCUUUCUGUUGAUUCCGGAGAAGAGAUGACGAAUUUGCUUUUAUGGUGUAGUAGAAGAAAAAUUCUCACUUCACUUAAAUUUAGUAAACUAAAUGAGUAAUUAGCCAUGUAAAGGGAAAAUACGUCUAAACACUCUCACUUUAUUGUUACUGUUUUGUAGCCCUAACUAUCUUUUUUAAUAUCUUAAUGUUCAUCCCUGCAGUGAAAAUGAAUGUACCCUUGUCUCUCAGAGUAGAAAUCCUUAACAUGUUAAAUGGCAAUAUGCACUGUAUAUAGUUAAUCUUGCUUGACAUCCUUUAAGCUACAAGUUAAACAAGGCCUUGGUCAAAUACUGUGAGAAAUGCAUUUAUGAGAAAGUCCACCUUCAAAAACAGAAACGGGAUAAAAAGCAAAAAACAGCCAAGGAAGAGGAAGUAAGGAGGAAAGGGAAGUGGCAUUUUUAGAGUAUUUGUACACAGCCUGUGUGACUACUAGUCAGUCCCAGUGCAUUUAUGGAAACCUCUCUUUGCACUUUAUAUGUCGUUUCACCUUUAUUGUAGUAUUUGUUUAUAUUGUUGCAAGCUAUUUGGAGAUGCAUUUGCAACACAUUUCAGGAGGAAUACUUUUAGCUUUUAAUUUUUUGAUAUUGUAAACUUUGAUAUACAGUAUCUAGUUGUCUCCUUGGCCUUGCUAAGACAUUGACACAUUUAGAGUAGAAAUCUGACAUCAAACAUUCUUAGCCAAAUCUGUGAGAACAAUUUUAAAAUGUCAAAACCUUUCUUUUUCUAAACAAUCCAUACAGCUUUUCCCGUUGUGCUCAUUACAGUAGCAGACGCGAUCUACAGAUCUACCACUGGAUUCUAGUUGAUAAUGUUCGAUUUAGGCAUUUGUAUCCUAGAUCUUAAAUGUUUGUAAAUCACUUAUGCCUUUUUGUAACAAUUUUAUACUGUACAUCAUUUGAACACCAUCACUGAUUAAUUAAUUUGACUGAAAACCUUCUAAAUAUUGAUUACAUUGUAAGAUUGGAUUACAUUUUUCAGUGCGCAAUAUUCAUUGAAGCAAUGGAAUUCUCUGCUUGCUCAAAAUGCACCACAGAUUUAGAGUAAUGUUCAAUAAUGCAACAUCUUGCACAGUAAAAUACAAAAUCUGAAGAAUGUGCAGGAGCCACCACAUUACCGUGCUGCUUUGUCCGUUAAAAUCUCGGAGAUUCAAGUGUACCAAAGUAUUUUUGUCUCACAGUUGUCCCCUUUUUAGAUGCACAUUGCAUCAUUUCUAUAUAGAUUAUGAAUAAACAUUUUUUUUCUUUGGA
Molecule: messenger RNA, 3682 nt
Organism: Trematomus bernacchii (emerald rockcod)
Lineage: Eukaryota; Metazoa; Chordata; Actinopteri; Perciformes; Nototheniidae
Product: sodium- and chloride-dependent taurine transporter-like
Exons: 14
Coding region: 224-2113 (629 amino acids)
Biological process (GO): neurotransmitter transport; sodium ion transmembrane transport; taurine transmembrane transport
Cellular component (GO): plasma membrane
Molecular function (GO): taurine:sodium symporter activity
Source: RefSeq, a predicted model, not a curated record